AGCGCUACGUCCAUAUUGUUAUUGGACGUGAAACCACUAUCGUUGUUAUAAUUACCUAAGGUCACUCAGAAAGGCCGAUCUUGCAACCAUGCCGAAGCGAGGACGUGGUGGCUCUUCCGGUGGGAAGUAUCGGAUAUCGUUGGCUCUGCCUGUCGGCGCUGUGAUAAAUUGUGCAGAUAAUAGCGGUGCAAAGAACCUUUACAUGAUUGCAGCAUUUGGUAUCAGGGGCCGAUUAAAUCGCCUUCCGUCAGCUGCCACUGGCGACCUGAUCGUGUGCUCAGUCAAAAAAGGCAAACCAGAGUUGCGUAAAAAGGUGCUAUACGCCGUGAUCGUGCGACAAAGAAAGGCGUAUAGAAGGAAAAACGGCACGUUCAUCUACUUUGAAGACAACGCAGGCGUUAUUGUUAACAACAAAGGCGAGCUGAAAGGUUCGGCGAUCACGGGUCCGGUUGCAAAGGAAUGUGCAGAUCUAUGGCCAAAAAUAGCGUCAACCGCCAGCUCCAUACAUUAAUAAAUUUAAUAGAUUGUGGAAGGUA
Messenger RNA from Dicrocoelium dendriticum, 536 nucleotides. NCBI's taxonomy places the organism in Eukaryota, Metazoa, Platyhelminthes, Trematoda, Plagiorchiida, Dicrocoeliidae. The record is from the annotation of a GenBank genome assembly.